Marchantia polymorpha subsp. ruderalis is the source of this 1501-nucleotide messenger RNA. The record is from the annotation of a GenBank genome assembly. Lineage: Eukaryota; Viridiplantae; Streptophyta; Marchantiopsida; Marchantiales; Marchantiaceae.
GCCAGAAUCACGCAGGCAGAUGGGCCAAAGUUACCGUUGGCGCCCAAAGAUGAGGGAGGGAGAGGGGGAAAGGAAGUGCGUUUGAAUAGCGCCGGCGCUCUAUUUUCUGACGUCGCUCUCUAUCUCUUCGUCUCGCCCUCUCCUCAGUCUGUGCAAUUGCUGAAGUGGGAGGACGUUCAUCGAGAUCAUCGUCUCUCUUCAAGACAGCAACUUUUGCUGAUUUAGAGUCGGUGAAUCUCAUCCUGUUUCCGGGGGUCGGCCGAUUCGUGGAUUUGAACAGCUGAGCGGAAGAGCGACAAAAGGGCAUGAAGAUGGUGAUGGAUGUUAAUUUGAGCGGCAAGCUCUUGAAUUUCGGAACGCUGGAUUGGCAUAACAGAGUUAGGUUGUGGUUUCGAUUCUUCUGCCAUACUCGUCUGAGAUCCUUGAAGACCAAAAGCUUACGGUACCUCACCAACAAACGUGAGUCCGAUCGUGAUGUAGAGAUGAAGGAGAUGGCUUGAGGGUUCCGUUUAGGACCUUGACCUUCUUAGUGGCAGACGGGCCUCGUGUUGGGGCAGGUUGCAUUGCUGAGCUGUCGAACUUCUCUCGUCAGGACGACAUGAAUUUCAUGGAGUUGAAGAUGCUUAUCGAUCUGGCCUUGAGCGGGAAGCUCCUGAGUCCAGGAACCCUGUAUUGGAGGAAUAGAGUCAGGCUGUGGUUUAGGUACUUCUGCGCAACACGUCUGCAGCAUUUGAAGUUCAAGUCUGUGCAGUAUCGCAAGGACGAAGUUGAAAUCAGUCCAAGUUGCGGCAUGAAGAAGAUCCCCUGGGAGUUUCGAACAAAAUUCUGCUGCUUGUUGAGAAACCUGGAAGAGGCUUGAGACCGACCGACCGACCGAUCGUUCUAGGCACGCAGACGGGGAUGAGAUCCCCCACAGGGUCGCCCCUCAAGUCUCGAUGAGAUCAGCUGACGCCCAGAGAUAUCCUAAAUCCCAACACGCACGCAUCAUUUUUGUUCUGUCAUGCGAAUGAGUUCCUCUCACUCCUAGAACAUGUUUUAGGCUCACGGGUAGAGUAGUCGACGGCGGAGUGUCGUCAUUCGUUUGUAGACUCGCCAUUUAGAAGUUGUCAUCCAUAGCUUGUAAGUAAUCAUUUGUACUGCAUCUCGGGUUCAAUAUUUAUAUCAGCCAGCCACGUUCCAGGGAGGUUGAAUUGAGGAUCUCUACCACAAGGGAAAGAGAUAGGACCAGCGAAGCAUUUCCUGGUAGCAGACCCUGUCGACCUGCUUCUACACAUCGUCCGUGGUCGACAUUAUACUGUCUAACUAUUGAUUAGAUCCAUUCCCUUGUUCAUUGUUGAGGAGCCGUUCACAUUGAGCUGGCCUUUAAACAUCUUUAUCGUAUAUUAUAGAUAGCUUCGCCAUUAGCUAGAAUUUGUGAGAACAUUUGUUGUGUCGUGAUUGAGCAAGCUAAAAUGUGGAAGGUGAAGUUUAUUCGUCUAUGUAUAAAAAUAUGUGACUUCCC